Molecule: messenger RNA, 533 nt
Organism: Hibiscus syriacus
Lineage: Eukaryota; Viridiplantae; Streptophyta; Magnoliopsida; Malvales; Malvaceae
Exons: 3
Coding region: 28-405 (125 amino acids)
Biological process (GO): mitochondrial respiratory chain complex IV assembly
Cellular component (GO): mitochondrial inner membrane
Source: RefSeq, a predicted model, not a curated record
CGCCGCCAGCAGCUGUCCGUCAGAUCCAUGAAAGAUCUAAAUUGUUUCCCUCUCUUAUUUCUGUUUCCCUCUCUUAUUUAUGUUUCUGUCGGAAAGGCGUAUUUUCUCUCCAAAAUAAUGACGGAAUCGAAGAGCAAGUUUGAAUCCAUGAGGGAAUGGGUUGUUAAUCACAAGCUUAGAACCGUUGGUUGUUUGUGGUUUAGCGGAAUUGGGAGUUCCAUAGCUUACAAUUGGUCUCGACCUAACAUGAAAACCAGCGUCAAGAUCAUUCACGCUAGGUUGCACGCACAAGCCCUUACAUUGGCCGCACUAGCCGGUGCUGCACUAGCUGAGUACUAUGAUCACAGGAACAAGCCGAAACCCGAUCCAUAUGCAAAGUACCUUCCAUACUCGCACAAAGAGUAGAUGACUCAUUAAUUUUGCCCCAUUCCUCAUUACAUUCUUUUCAACUCUUUACCUUAUUUACAUAAAACAUACAUCUGGGGCUUCUAAGUGGAUUGAGAUUAAGUUUUUAUCUGAGCAAUUUACAGAAA